Hyaena hyaena (striped hyena) is the source of this 748-nucleotide messenger RNA. Its product is annotated as repetin-like. Gene Ontology annotation, cellular component: cornified envelope. NCBI's taxonomy places the organism in Eukaryota, Metazoa, Chordata, Mammalia, Carnivora, Hyaenidae. The transcript has 2 exons. The coding region runs from base 103 to 402 and encodes 99 amino acids. The record is from RefSeq and is a predicted model, not a curated record.
CAGGCCAGGCAUGGAGAGAGGCAGAGCCACCAGGCAGCGGGAGAGCAGGCCUGCCGAAGCUGGGGCAGACAUGGUUGUGAGGGCCGGGAAACUCCAUGCAAGAUGCAGGCCAGGCAAACCCAUGAGGAGGAACAAGGCAAUCAGAGACAGGACAGGCAAACCCACGAAGAUGAGCAGACCCGUCAGCGACGAGACAGGCAAACCCACGAAGAUGAGCAGACCCGUCAGCGACGAGACAGGCAAACCCACGAAGAUGAGCAGACCCGUCAGCGACGAGACAGGCAAACCCACGAAGGUGAGCAGACUCGUCAGCGACGAGACAGGCAAACCCACGAAGGUGAGCAGACUCGUCAGCGACGAGACAGGCAAACCCACGAAGGUGGGACAUGGUUGGAUCACUGAAUGGUAGAAACUCCUCCCAAAAGUUCAGAAACAGGAAAGGUAUUCUGAAGAUACAUAUUAGAGCCUGAGGACAGGACACCUGGGCUUCGGUGAGCUUGGCUCCAAUGGGCAAAACACUAGGAAUCGUAAGCCUCAUAGCCUACACUAAAAUGAAACAUGGUGAGAUGCUGCUAGAAGAGUCAACUCUGAAGUCCACAACACCUGCCACAUGUAGGCUCCCACCCCUCACCAGAAGGAGAGUUACCUGAGCUGCUACCACUACGGCUGACUAGACUGGUUCCAGCUCCAUAUCAUUUCAGUUUCUGAUCACAUAAAACAGAGAGAAAUCAUAUGUCAUCUGCUUACA